AUGGAGCCCGCCGGGAGCCGCCUGCGGGGCAAGCCCUUCCACGGGCGCGAGUGGGCGCUGGGCCGGCUGGCGCUGAGCCUGGAGGGGGGCGGCGGGGUGCUGGUCACGGGCGGCGCCGGCAGCGGCAAGACGGCGCUGUGCACCGAGGCGCUGUGGCCCACCUCCGGGCCGGGCCUGCGGGUGGCGCUGGGCGACUCUGCCCUGGCCUGGCACUUCUGCCAGGCGCACGACGCCGCCGCCACCUGCACCCCGCGCGGGUUCCUGCCGCGGCUGGUGCGGCAGCUCGAGCGCUGCCCGCUGCUGCCCGGCUACCGCGAGCGCCUCCGUCGGGGCGGCGCCCCCCGGUCGCUAGAAGCCGCCGCGUGCAAGGAUCCGGACGAGGUCUUCCGCAGAGCAGUGCUGCUGCCCCUGCUGGACCUGCCACCCCCCCAAAAGCCUCUGCUGGUCGUGGUGGAUGCCUUGGAUGCAGGCAAGAGAGAUCGCCAGGAGGAAGAGGAGGAGGAGGAAGAAGAAAGAGGCCCCACUCCAGGGCCCAGCAAGUCCAUUGCCCAACUUCUGGGGAGCCACCUGCGGCUGCUGCCCCCCUGGCUGCUCCUGGUCUGCAGCGCCCACUCCCAGAGCCAGGGGGUCCUGCGCCUCUUCCCUGGAUUCCGACAACUGUGCCUCGAUGACCUUCAGAGGGAACCCAUCAUCUGUGAUGUGCAACACUACAUCCUCGCCCGGCUGGACCGGGAGGAGGCGCUCCGGCGGCGCUUCAGCCAGGACACGACCACAGCCCUGACCCAGCUGCACCUGAAGAGCAACGGCUGCCUGCUGUACUUGGAACAGGUGUUAGACAGAGUGGCGGAAGAGUUGGUCACCCCGCAAGAGGUCCGUCACAUCCCAGGGACGCUCUCUGGACUGUACCUGUGGCUCUGCCAGCGCCUCUUCCCACACAAACGGUUUGCCCUGAUCCGCCCUCUGCUGGAGGCCCUGCUGGCAGCCCCUCGCCUGCUGACGCCUCGUGAGCUUCACGCUGCCAUCUGGACGUGCCGUCCACUUCUCUGGGAGAGCUUUCAGGUCCAUCUGGCAGCCUUGGCAGGGCUCCUUCAAGAGGGCCCUGGGGGUACCUGCAUGUUCUUCCAUGUCAGCUUUGCCGAGUGGCUUUGUGACAUCAAGCUUUGUACGUGGAAGUACCACUGCUGCCCGGCCCGAGGGCACGCCCUGCUUGCCGUAAGUGCCUCCUGCCGGGCACUGGAAUUAAGCCCGGAGGAGGUGAUCGAACUGGCCCAGCACUUGCUGGCUGCCAAGCUCUGCCUUGAGGCCUGGCAGCUGGCGAUGUGGCUGGUGUGGUGCCGGGUGCCUGUGGAGCGCUGCUUGGGGCCAGAGCUGCUGGUGCCCUUGGAGCCAGCGGUGCUGGAGCUGCUGGUGCUGGCGGGUGCUCGCCUGGGGGAGCGAGGGCCGGCCCCAUCCCUGCACCAAGCCUUGGAGCGGGAGGAUUCUGUGCGGAUGCUACUAGAAAAUGGCACCAGCGUUAACCAGCGGGACGUGGACGGGCGCACCUGGCUUGCUAGUGCCGCCCACAGCGGCAACCAUGAAGUGGUGGGGCUGCUCUUAACACACGGUGCGCAACCAGAGGCCCCAGAUCACCUUGGACAGACCCCCAUGACCUUGGCUGCUCGCCAAGGACACACAAAGGCCCUGCUUUGCCUGCUGGCCCACGGCACAAAGGUCGAUUGUGCGGAUCACAAAGGUUGGACAGCUCUACGUGCGGCUGCCUGGGGCGGUCACAGCGAAGCCGUUGGUGUUCUGCUGCAAGCUGGGGCCACUGUGGAUUGUGCUGAUACCGAGGGGAGAACAGCACUGAGGGCUGCUGCCUGGGGUGGCCAUGAGGACAUUGUGGCCACUCUGUUGGAGCACGGAGCAGAUGUCAACCGGGCUGAUUCUGAGGGGCGGACGCCACUCAUUGCUGCUGCCUACAUGGGUCACGGAGGGAUUGUGGCUCUGCUGCUGAGCCAUGGGGCUCGUGUUGACCACGCCGACAUGGAUGGGCGGACUGCCCUCUCGGUGGCCGCUUUGUGCAUUCCAGUGAGCCGUGGCUGUGCCAAGGUCGUAGAGCUUCUCUUAGAUCACGGUGCUUCUCCGGGACAUGCCGACUGGGACAACGUGGCUCCCUUGCUGGUAGCUGCCUAUGAAGGCCACGUGGACGUCGUGGAGCUCUUGCUGGAAGCAGGGGCCGAAGUGGACCAGGCUGAUUCCAGAGGCUGCACUCCACUCUUGGCUGCUUCCUCCAUGGGCCAUCGGGCAGUGGUAGAGACUUUGCUACUUUGGGGGGCAACCAUAGAUGUCCUAGACAGUGAAGGCCGGACUGCUCUGGGUGUUGCAGCUGGACAGGGCAGCGAAGCCGUUGUCCAGGCUCUGCUAAAGCGGGGCUUGGAUGAAAACCGCCCAGAUGGGCUGGGCUGGACCCCAUUGCACUUGGCGGCCUGGCAGGGCCAUCACAGGACAUGUGCAGCUCUUUUGGAGGCUGGAGCCCACGUAGGCAAGCCGAACCAGGACGGCCGCGUCCCACUGAUGCUGGCAGCCCAGGAAGGACACACGGAUGCUGUGCAGCUCCUGCUCGAGCACUACUCCCCCAUCGACCACCAGGGCUACGAUGGGCUCUCGGCCUUGUCUCUGGCUAUGCUGGCCGGACACCACAGCACUGCCGAGCUGCUUCUGCGCAAGGGGGCAGAGGUGAACUUGUCUGACUCCGAGGGUCGUCCCAUGCUGUACCUCCUGAUGCUGGAGGGCUGUGUGGAGAUGGCCGAAUUGUUACUGGAACACGGGGCCAGGGUGGAGGGGCGGGAUGCCCAGGGCCGCACUGCAUUGCACGUCACCUGCUGGCAGGGGCAGGGGGAGGCCACCCAGUUGCUGCUGAACUACGGGGCAGACGUGGAUGCCCUCGACAAGGAAUGCCGCUCGGCCUUGCACCUGGCUGCCUGGCAGGGCCAUGGGAGCAUUGCACACCUGUUGCUAGGGAGGGGGGCGCAGCCCAACCAUAGUUGCAGCCAAGGGGCCACUGCUUUGGGGGUGGCCGCGCAGGAAGGGUGGGCUGAUGUGGUGGAGGUUUUGCUGGAGCACGGGGCCAGCCCCGAUGUCCAGGACAAGUCAGGCCGCACCCCCAGGUGGCUGGCAGCCAAGCGGGGCCACCAGGCCGUGCUAAAGCUGAUGGAAGGUUAUGGGGCCUGGCCGGGACCAGCCUCUCCCCAGCUGGGGUCUUCCAGCAGCUCGGCCAGCAGCCCCGUCCCCCAAGGCAGGCGAGGCGAGUCUCCUGCGGCCUGGCUGGGUUCCACUGCUCGGGGCGAGCAUAGCAAAGACUCCAGGGGGGCCCAGAUCUCCAUUGACACGCUGGCCCCCCACCUGCACCGUAAGGCAGCCAUCAAGCUGCAGUUUGAGGGCCCGACUUGCGGCUAUCACUAUAAGCAGGAAACUCCCCUUUGA
Messenger RNA from Protobothrops mucrosquamatus (brown spotted pit viper), 3462 nucleotides. Its product is annotated as ankyrin repeat domain-containing protein 50-like. The transcript has 4 exons. Gene Ontology annotation, molecular function: protein binding. Bases 1 to 3462 code for a protein of 1153 amino acids. The record is from RefSeq and is a predicted model, not a curated record. Lineage: Eukaryota; Metazoa; Chordata; Lepidosauria; Squamata; Viperidae.